Messenger RNA from Zootermopsis nevadensis, 9412 nucleotides. The record is from RefSeq and is a predicted model, not a curated record. Lineage: Eukaryota; Metazoa; Arthropoda; Insecta; Blattodea; Termopsidae.
AAUGCGCGGAUGUGGAACAGUGCUGUGGUGUUUUGAGUCGAUGGUGGAGAAAAGUUUGACAUUUGUGAUGUUUUUGAAUUGAAAAUGUGUACCUAGUGGAUAUAAUGGCUUACAAGUACCGAGAAGAAAUAGUGGGUAAACGUUUUCUUUCGGUUAGUGGAUUUACCAAGCUGAAAUUAGGAAAAAUCGGCGAGUGGGGCUGGAGGGCGGGAGUAAUACGUGCUGCAAGUCACAAGGACAGUUCUCAUCCAGAUCUGCAGGUGCUGGUUGAAUAUGACGGUGUGGAAUGGUACAGGCGAGAAUGGAUAAGCGUCUACAAGGACAGCAUCUUCCACCUGUUUCUGGUGGAGCACAGUUUGGUGUGGACAGAUCGAGUUGACCCCCUGUCCCCUUCAGGCGGCUCUGACAUUCUGUGGCCCGCUCUGUCUUUCACGCCUCUGGUGGCUGCCGUGGACGUGGCUUCAAACCAGCAACCGCUGGAGUUCCUACUGGACCGGGAACUCACGUUCCGCGAUUAUUCCCGCCUGCAGCCCUUCCAGGAAUGGGACCCCGAAUUGCCCGGGCUGAGAGACUGUCCUGAGCUGAGGGCCGAAGUUCAACGCUGGUUUGAGUUGCAGGACGGGCAGAGAAUUCUUGUGACCACACCCAGUGUUCUGGUGGGUUACCGGGUGGAGGUGUACAGGGCAGAGGGAACCACCCAAUGGUACACCGCCGUCAUUGUCAGUUACAACGAGGCUACUAGGGACCUGACCGUCACUGAUGACACGGUCCUCGAGGAACACAACGAGGACCCGUGUAUCGUCCAGAUGCGACUCAUUGGCGAUGGAGUGGUGGAAUCGAUAAUGAGAGGCGAAAAUGUGGGAAUCACUCCACGGAGGUCAAGGUCAUCGGCAGUGGUCACGCAGCAGGCGUCGCGAGUGGGCCGUGGUACGUGCGUGACACCAAGUGGUGGGCCUGCAGGCUGUGGUGCCAACACCGGAGCGGCUCCGGUGAGCCGGAAACUCCGUACCGGAAAGCUUCCGGCGACCUGUGAACAACCUCCUCCGGCGACAGAAGCGGUUGCUACACCCGCAACUAAUAUACCUGUCGACAAAGGAGCACCUGCAGCAACACACAACAAGACACGGGCUGAAAGAAAACGGAGAGUCGCCGAGCCUCGCGGGAACAGCAGUGUUUGUGAUCUGACCAACAAGGAGGACCUCGAGAAUAAGGGCAACAAAAAGAGAAACUGCACCCGCGGAUCCAAGAAGAAGGUCCUCGAGGAGACGAACAACAGCAAGCUCCGGCGACACGUCCAGAUCCGCGUUGAGGACUGUCUGCAUCGCACCUCGGCGCUCAGGAGCUGCAAGAAGGAGAACCCCCCCGCCCCUCUCCGUGUGGCGGAGACCCCCUCAGCCGCCGACCAGUCCCAGGAAGCAGCUGACAAGCUCGAGGAAGUGUUGCCCGCGCAGGAGGAAGUUCAUAAAGGUGUGAUCGUUGACUCAAGGACUCGAAGCGACGGGGAAGUGAGCUUGGAGCCCGAUGAUGACCAAAGCCGGGGUAGUGGUGGAUGUAGUGUGGUUCUAGACGAGAGAGCCAGUGAAAAUGAAGAAAAGUGCUACAGUGGUUCGGCCGUGCAAGAAGAAGUGUCUGAACCGUCGGUGAUUGUGGAGGACAGGACGAGUAGUGGCGACCCGGUCGUGCGACAGCCAGCGACCAUCAGUCAGGACGACCCCCACCCGUUGCACCACCACCUGCCGCCCCCCGGACUCUAUUCUCAGCUGGCCCCCGACAUGUUGUGGAGUAAGCGGUACGCUCCUCUGCCCGUCGGCACCCACCUGCUGGCGCCCGCCCCCGAGGACAUCCUGGUUGAGCGGGAGCGGGAGAGAGUCUUCAUCAGGGAACGACAGAACCAAGAAGCAAGGGAACUCGAGAAGCGGGAGAAGGAACGAGAAAGGGCAGAGCGUGAACGCCAAGAACGGGAGAAGUUAGAGAGGGAGAGACAGGACAGAGAGAAAAUGGAGAGAGAGAGGCAGGAGCGAAUUGAACAAGAGCGAAAGGAGAGAGAAAGGAUAGAAAAGCAGCUCGCGACUGAACAAGCUGUCCACAAACAUUUCGAGGAGUCUCUUCGCCUGGCACAGCGAAAGCAUGGUACAGGCAAUAUGUGCUGGAAUCUUAUCAACAGUUUGCCCCCUCCACGGGGCUCUGGUCCUGAUGACGAGAGGAAACGUGGAAAUGAACACGAUGUUACUCAUCAGCAGCAGCGAUUGAUGGCGGAAAGACUGCGGCAAGAGAGAUAUUAUCUGCCCGGGAGGCCACCCAGCGCUCCAAAGGUAGAAUAUCCGCCGCCUGCCCACAGUCGAAUAAGCAGCGGGAAAGCGUCGGAGAAACCCGGUGGCCACGCGGUGCUACCGAAGGCAGAGCCGAACUUCAACCUCUUUGGAUACCCAGCGUAUCAUCCAGGAGGGCUUCUUUCCCAUGACGGCGUCAAAGUAAAGCAGGAACCGCUGAAGGUCUCUCCUUCAUCGGGAUUAACGUCUUUGGUGGCCGCGAAAAGUGCGUCGGCGUCGAUGGGAUUAGAUAGAGAAAGAGACUCGAUGUUGCCAAACCCACCUCCGCUCAUGAGUGAUAUUAAGAACUCGGUAAUAGUUAAAAAUGAGGUCAAGAGCCCUCAUCACCCCCACGAGUCAUCAAAGGUGCCGCCGUCACAUUCCCCGAGCCUGAAGCUAAGAGCCGGAGACAUGGUGACGUCGCAGCAGCCUCAUUACCUCCCUCAACACAAGGCAGCGUACGAGUACCGUAGUCCCAGUCAGUCCCCGCACCACCUGGCUGCCCGGCACACGCCUAGUCCUCAUCACGCUCACAUGGCGCUGGAAGCGCAGAAUCUUGCUGGUAAGGGGAUGCAAGCACAUCACAGGUCCAGUCAGCAGCCUCACCCUCACGCGCUUCCUCAUCGUCAGUCGCCGCACGGCAUGCAACAGCAGCCUCACCCUUCACCGCCCGAGCAGAGGUAUGGCGGCCCGAGCGGACCGAGUUCUCUGCCCUACGGAUCUUCUAAGACUGCGACCGUGAGUUCGUAUCCAUACCCCUCUCCCGUGGGGCACGUUACCACGACACAUUAUCCACUGACAGCGAGCGGAAAUGUGACGGCUGCCUCAAAGCCCAAAGUCAGCAGUCCUGCCCCACCUCACAUCUACGGUAAGCCCGGAAUCACGACCGGUACUCCGGUGUGCCGCGCUCAAGACACAAACGUCAACUCUGGUCCUUUGCCUUUAACAUCCAAGGCUCCUCUCACGUCGUCCGUUUCUCCUUCACCUUACCAGCAGAUGUCACGACAGCACCACCCUCCCCCCCACCAAGCAUCUGUGGGUCCCCCUCCACCCCCCCACUCCAGAGUUAGCUGCAGCGGCAUGGUCGGAGAACACAGAGGAAUGUUUGACCGAAUGUAUCCCGGAGGCACAGGUCUCGCUGUGAAGCCACUGGCACAGCACCAGGGCUCUUCUCCCCCCUCGGCCAGUGCGGCUCCCCUUCCUAAUCCUCACUCGUCUCCACUGCAGAUUCCUCAUCAGACGUCGGGGCACCAUCUUAGUAUGACUUCGAUUUUCCAGACGCAACCCCUGGAUCUUGGGGUGUCGUCGGAUCGGGGAAGUAGCAGAGACGACUUGGUCGGUUCUCCCAAAAGAAAAGGCAUACCGAUGCACCACAGUCCCGGCGUUGUGGACCCGAGCAAGAGAAGGCGCUGUGAUCAACAAAACCUUCCGCCACAACAAGUCAUGUCGCAGGGAGCACUGUCACAACCGUUGCUGUCUCGCGUUAGUGAACCGAGCCCUCUUAUUGCCAGUGCUGCCACUCCAAUAACUACAGUAGUAAACACUGCUGCGUAUUGCAGUCCUGCGGCGACCACCAUGAUGGUAUCCGUCUCGCACGAACCUCUGUCGGCGAGCACGGUAGUCACCACGAGUCCAAAAACUGUGCCGGCAAGAACGGGGUCAGGAGACGGCUCUGUGAGGCCCGGCAGUCCGGCGGUCACAUCGAUUUACCCCUCGACGGGACCGGGCGCGAUGUCUCGGCAGCAAAGCAACGGCCCAGUACGGCUCGUGCCGCCCGCGAGUUCCGGCAGCCCCAGCCUAGGUGCGCAGCAGCAAACCAACCCUCCCCCCCACACACCAGCAAAACCUCAGCCUCCACCCAGCAAUUUGGAUUCAGACAAGUCCAACAGCCCCGGUCCUGCGCGACCGGCGACGAGCAGUAGUUACCCCGUGCAUAAGCUCAAGAAAGCGUGGCUCCAGAGGCACUCGGGGGAAGAUGGGACCGAAGACACCACUGGGAUUGUGGGUAGUGGCUCAUGUGUGACGUUGCCUUUGAAUCUGGGUACAAAUUCGUCUGGUGCAGGAAUAAGUAAAGAUAAUGUUCAUAGUGUUGGUAGCAGUGUGUCCUCUCUUCAGAGCGUGUUGUCUUGCAAAGCGAAGUCCAGUUCCAACAAGGGAAGUAAUCGGAAAGGACCCGUGCCGGCGGGUAAUAAAGAUGGAAAUGGAGUUACAUUAAAUGGACAUGCGACAGAUAUACCAUCUUCCAAACAUCCACGUCCUGACGAUUCAUCGAGUUCUGACCCCGAACAUAAGUCUCCUCCGAAGAGGAAACCGCCCAAAGUGAAGCGAAAGAAAGGCGGAGGUGCCGCGAGGAAGGCCGCGGAGGAGAAGCGCAAGAAACUGGCACCCGUGGCGGUCCAUAGUGAGAGUGGUAGCGACAGUGACAAGGAGAGUCUGAGUGACAAGGAUUCGGACAGUGGCGCAAGUACCACCCAGAGCGGAACCAGCGGAAAGAAGUCUGCCAAUGGCGGAGGUGGAAGCAGCACCGGCGGAAGCGGCGGAGGGAGCAAGGAACCCCGGAAACGAGGACGCAGACCCAAGUCAUCAAAAAACGAUCGAGGCGAGGAGCCGCGGCAGAAGAAGUCCAGGGACGACCCCCCGGCUCCGCAGCGCGACCCGUUUCGCAAGCCUCCCGUCAGCCAGCUGAAGAAGACGGGCGAGAGUUUCCUCCAGGAUGGCCCGUGUCACGAAGUGGCGCCCAAACUGGCCAAGUGUCGCGAGUGCCGCUGGACGCCCAACCAGCGCUCCAAGAAUAUGCCUAACAUCUUCUGCCGCUUCUACGCUUUCAGGCGCCUGCGCUACACAAAGAACGGGCAGCUGGCCAUCGCGGGGUUCUCGGACCCGCACAACGACGCCGCGGAGGAAGAUCUGAAGCUGUGGCUCCCGUUGCCCGAUAACCCGCCAGCCGACCUAGACCUCGAGAUGUCGAGAUUUCUCUUAACCCAAGUAGGAGACCAGUUCUGUGAUUUACUCGAACAAGAAAAAGAAUCCAUCGCCGUUCAUAUGUCGGAAGAAAAGACCAUUGCUUGGAAGAGGGUGGUUCAAGGUGUUCGGGAGAUGUGCGACGUAUGUGAGACCACCCUCUUCAACUUCCACUGGGCGUGCAACAAAUGUGGAUUUGUUGUCUGUAUUGAUUGUUACAAGGGCCGAAAGAACGGCUCGAUCAAGAUCUGGGGCGAGGCCGGGAAGGACCGAGAUGAAUUUUCGUGGCUCCUCUGCACUAACAGACAGGCCCACGAACAGGAAAAGUUAAUGUUGACGCAGAUAAUUGCCGGAGAUUCGCUUCUUCAGCUGGGAAGGAAGGUUCAUGACGUACGAGCCCUGUGUUGCAUUCCCCAGUACUGCGGUUGUCUUAUGAGCAAAGAGGUCCCACACAAGUCGACAAAUGGCUUCUGCAAGGAUUUGUUGAAAAUCUUCAAGAAUGAACCGUUGAAUGGCAUAAUCAAGCAGGAAAAGAAAGAGAAGGAUACUGAGGGUUCGGACAAGGAGAAGAAGAACGGGGCAGCGAACGGAGCUAUCGUGAAGCAGGAAGACCAGAAUUCCCCCCUUAACUGGUUGGCCGAUGUUGCUCUGUCAAAUGAGGACAAAAAACCAUGCGAGGACUCUGGUGGCAGCAGCAGCGACUCGGAUGAAGAUAAGGACGGAAACUAUUCGACGCUAAGGGAGCUAUUGAUCCGUCCUUCUCACAAACCCAACGGCAGUGGCGCCUCUCCAGCCAGCAAUUUGACUACUUCGUCAUCUGGUGGCCUUAACAGCGGCAGUGUUAACAACAAUACAAACAGCAGUUGUAACAACAGCGCCGGCAACAACGGAGCGUCUCCAAACGCGAGUUGUUCGGUGACCGCGGCCAAGGGCUCGAAGAAAUCGAGACUGGACACGCUCGACGAGGUCAUUUCAAGCGUUAUUGAGCACAGCGUUCAGAAGGAAGAUCACGGCAACUCCGCCUCGGCGGAAGGGAAGCCUCCCGUGGAACUGAAGCAUUUUGUGCGGCGUUAUAACUGGGCCCAAAAGGGCCGGGAGCCGCUGCCCAUCCGCAUCAUGACUCUCACAGAGAGCAAGAUUCUCUAUCCAGAUGUUCCUCAUUCGUGGCUGUGUGACGGCAAACUGCUGAGACUGACGGAUCCAAAUUGCGACGGAAAUUAUCGCAUAUUCCAGGAUCAGUGGAAACGCGGCCAACCUGUGAUAGUAUCGGACGUGACGAAACACUUGGACAUGAGCCUCUGGCAUCCGGAUUCGUUUGCCCGCGAUUUUGGCGAGGACAAGAACGACUUGAUCAACUGCAUGACGGGAAACUUGGUGCCAAAUCAGCCAAUGAGGAAGUUCUGGGAAGGAUUCGAACAGUUCUCUCGUCGCCUGAAGGACGACAGAGGGAAUCCCAUGCUGCUCAAACUGAAGGACUGGCCACCAGGUGAGGAUUUUGCAGAGAUGCUGCCAUCUCGAUUCAGUGACUUGAUGCGGGUGUUGCCUCUGGCGGAAUACACUCAUCGGACGGGACGUCUGAAUCUCGCGAGUCGCCUCCCGGACUGUUUCGUGCGUCCGGAUCUCGGGCCCAAGAUGUACAACGCCUACGGAUCGGCCCUUUACCCCACGAAGGGCACGACAAAUUUGCACCUUGAUAUUUCAGACGCGGUCAAUGUGAUGGUGUACGUGGGGAUCCCAAAAGACGGAGAUAACGAGGAACAUAUCAAAGAAGCAUUUCGGGCAAUAGACGAGGCGGGGUGCGACAUCUUGACGAGGCGGCGCGUCCGGGAGAAAGGAGAGCUGCCCGGCGCGCUCUGGCACAUCUAUAACGCCCGGGAUGCCGACAAGAUACGCGAUCUGCUGAACAAGGUGGCUAUCGAGAGAGGCGCUCGGUUGGAACCCCAUCACGACCCGAUUCACGAUCAGAGCUGGUAUCUCGACGGCCCGCUUCGAGAGAGGUUGUACAAGGAAUAUGGCGUGGAGGGCUACGCCAUCGUCCAGUGUUUGGGGGACUCGGUCUUCAUACCUGCAGGGGCGCCUCAUCAGGUGCGCAAUUUGCACAACUGCAUAAAGGUGGCCGAGGACUUCGUCUCGCCGGAGAACGUCUCGCACUGCUUCCACCUGACGCAAGAAUUCCGAGAGCUCUCGGACACACAUUCCAACCACGAGGAUAAGUUGCAGAUCAAAAACAUCAUCUACCAUGCGGUGAAAGAUUCGUUGUCGGUCCUUACCAAGAUGGCUGGAGGCAGCGACGAAUUUCUGCCGGAUUUGGGUUCGGGGUCGUCGGCGGCAGAUAACGUAGCGAGCGUCUCUAGCCCGGUCGGCGGAGAGGCGGCUCCUCCUAAUGGGAGCGACGACGAGGAUGAAGAUGCCAACAGCAGCGGUCAGAGCAAUUCAGAAAUAAAGAUGGAACCUGCUACGUGAGCAACGCAGGCCGUCAAAUGAAGACGUGCAAGAUGAGGGUGAGGCGAGCAGAAGCUGCUGUACCCGUCCGAUGGCUCCUCUGCCACGGAGGAAUAUUUGGGUUUAUCAUCGUGUAACGGCUUAAAUCCCGGUUUACCUCGGCAUCUCGUCCGGCGGUUGCCGGCACAGAGCGUAAUAUGUAGUUCCUGGUUGAUUCCUGUGGCGCCACGUGUUUUUUGCAGACCGUCGGCGUCUUCAAGGCUCGCCCUCAGACGCGUCCUUGAAAUUGGCGCGGUGCAGGGGAGUGAAGAUUUGUUGAAUAUGUGGGAGUCUGGAAGGGCGGCUUGUCACGUCAUGUAAACGAGAAAGUACGCCGAAGAAGACGUUUUACUAGACGCGUGCCGUUUGGAGGCUACAAUUAAUGAAAUGUUGGCUAAAGGCUGACGAGCGUGUAAUCCGCGCGUCCUCUUUAUUGCACAGAAUACAAAUUAAAUGUCGCACAUUUCUCAUUCCCUUGCGGCAGAGUGGUUGUAAAUUUUGUGAUGAAUUGAAGAGCGGGAGGAACGGGGUCUUGAUCUCGCUAUGCCUACAUUUCCAUGUGCAGUCCCUUCUGUCCGUAGUGAUCGUCUUAUGCAUGUAAGGAGGGCAGCUCGUGCCUCGAAUUAAUUUUUUAAGUGUCGCGUAAGAGCCGACGAUCUUCGAUGAUUUUAUCCGUGUUAAAAGGUAAUAAUAAAAAAAAAAUCUUGGUGUAAUUUUAGGUCAUUCAAGUGUUUGAGCUGCUCGUAAUUUUUUUGAAGAGCGAGCUCCGGCCGGCGCCGUCGCCAUUUUUCUACCCCCCGCCUCGCGCGGGCGGCGUUCUUUACACUUCUGUCCGUCUUUGUCACUUCUCAGAGAAUUAAAUUUCUAGGUGGAACUUUAUAUAAGUGCUGUUUAAAAGUGCCAAUGCGAAGAGCGAAAGUCGGCCGAUACACGGCGCCACCUUGGAGUGGUUUUAAUUUUUUUUUUUCUCCUUUCUUUUGUUGAAAGCGUAGAAUUCAGUUGAAAAUUUAGAGAACGCUUUCUAUUUAACCAAAGCCACGAGGAACUGAAUUCUGUAGUUCCUAUGUAUGUACUAGUAUUACAGCGACCUUGGUUCUGAAUUUGGGUGGUGGAAUUGCGCAAUUUCCUUGAUCUCAGUUCUUGCGUCGAGCAUACAACGAUUUGCGAGUGAUUUAGUGUAAUUACGAUGUCCGCGGCCCCUCCCCUGAUCGUCCCGGAGGGGCGCCUACGAACCGCGAGCGCCUGGGCCUCUGUUUGACGGGCGUCAAGACGUACCAGUAUUUUACGAUCCGGUUCGCCCCUGUAUAUUAUUCCGUAGUCAUUCGCUCGUUUCCGUAUACGCCUCCAGUUCUCGGUGUUUCUGCCCCGCGCGCGAAUCUUACGGAUUCUCGAUUUUUAUUGAGGACUUGUGAUUUGUUGUGCUUCAUCCGAGGGGACGAGGAACACUCAUCAGUUAGUGUUGUACAGUUCGUUAGUGUUUUGUUUCAGCUGUUGUGGAGUUAGUUCACAAAAUGGUUACUAGAGGCCAUGCAUGAGUGGUCCAGUCUUUGUACAGUGCAGUUGUAUCGAUGUUUCUGUAACCCAGUGGGCGGAGUAAAUUUUUUGUACUGUGUAAAUGUAAGAGAUAACAGUUUGAAUAAGAAAAUGUUUAUAUUAUGGAA